Molecule: messenger RNA, 2112 nt
Organism: Ipomoea nil (Japanese morning glory)
Lineage: Eukaryota; Viridiplantae; Streptophyta; Magnoliopsida; Solanales; Convolvulaceae
Product: LEAF RUST 10 DISEASE-RESISTANCE LOCUS RECEPTOR-LIKE PROTEIN KINASE-like 2.1
Exons: 3
Coding region: 102-2051 (649 amino acids)
Biological process (GO): protein phosphorylation
Molecular function (GO): ATP binding; polysaccharide binding; protein kinase activity
Source: RefSeq, a predicted model, not a curated record
ACUUAAGUCAAGAAAUGACGUUUCUCAUCAGUUAAGCAAAGUUUCAUGAUCAGAAUUCAGAGCUAGGCAGAUAGCCAAUUAACCUCAGAUCCCAAAGAAAUAUGGAUUCUUCCAACCCCAUCUGUCCAGCCUUGUUUGUGUUCAUCAUCUUGUUAAUCCAAACGCCGGUAACUUUGUGUCAAAAUAGUGAGUUUGAGACCUGCGGUGAGGCAUUCAGCUGCGCCAAUAUUGAAAACGUAGGCUACCCUUUCUGGGGAGGGAGCCUGCCGGCCUACUGCGGCCAUCCAAGCUUUGAGCUGGACUGCAGUAAAGACUUGCCGGAGAUUACAAUCCAAUCGGUGAAAUACAGAGUUGUUAAUAUCAGCAACUGGCCGGCGCAGACGGCCACUAUCGCCAGAGAGGAUUUGACAAGCAAUAUUUGUCCCUCCAAUCCUCGGAACGCAUCCUUGGACUUCAACCUCUUCAGCUACGUUUCUUCUGGAGCCGACAAGAACAUCUCCUUGUUCUACGGUUGCACCAUCACAACCUUAACCCGGGUUCCAUUGGUUUCCAACCUCUUCAACUGCAGUGAAGCGAAUUCCAACUCGACCGGAAAUGGCCUCUGGUCGCCCAGUACUGCAGGAUUGCCCAAUAAUAACAUCAAGUGUGGGUUUGAGAUCUUUGUUACUGUGACUCGAGAAGCUUUUGAGGCUUUAGGUAAUGCUUCCCGGCUUGCUUCGGAGGAGGUCAUGAGAACAUCGGUUGGUGGUGGUUUUGCUGUGGAGUGGAAAGCAAAUAAUAGCUUAUGCGAGGAGUGUAGAAACUCAGGGGGAAUAUGCGGUUCCAAUGCCAAUCACAUUUCAACACAAUUUGUUUGCUAUUAUGGUAUUCCUUUUCCUUCUCCCUUUUCUAUCACAUUGGGUUAUAGAAAUUUUGAAUCUAAAGAAGGGCUUAGCACUGGUGUGAAUAUUCCUUUUGGCUAUCUGCUUGGCAUAUUCGGAAUAAUACUAACUUCAAUGUUUAUAUGUUGCUGCUGCUGCAAAAGGAAGAGUGAUGAAAGCCUAGAAAAAAUUGAAGCAUUCAUAAGGACUAAUGGAUGCAAUGCUACCAAGGUAUAUACUUAUUUGGAUAUAAAGAAAAUGACCAAUUCAUUCAAAGACAAAAUAGGCGAAGGAGGUUUUGGUAGUGUAUACAAAGGAAAACUGCCUGAUGGAUGCCCGGUAGCUGUGAAGCUAUUGACCGACACAAAGGGGACUGGAGAAGAUUUCAUAAAUGAAGUUGCUAGCAUUAGUCGAACUUCCCAUGUGAACAUUGUUAUUCUUAUGGGGUUCUGUUACCAGAAGAAAAGAGCUUUGGUCUAUGAAUUCAUGCCUAAUGGAUCAUUAGACAAGUACAUAGGCAACAAGGGGUCACAAAAUAUGAGUUGUCUGGAGUGGAAGACGUUGUACCAUAUUGCAAUUGGCAUUGCUCGAGGACUAGAAUAUCUGCACAGAGGGUGUAACACAAGAAUCAUGCACUUCGACAUUAAGCCUAACAACAUUCUUUUGGACAAGGAUUUCACCCCCAAAAUCUCUGAUUUCGGCCUGGCAAAACUGUGCAAGAAAGAGCAGAGCAUUGUAUCGCUAUCAGCGUGUGGUGUUAGAGGAACAAUAGGAUACAUUGCUCCAGAAGUUAUCUUCGGAAGCAUUGGAAAUGUCUCACACAAGUCCGAUGUUUAUAGUUAUGGAAUGACGGUUAUUAACAUGGUGGGAGUAAGGGAGAACGUAAACGCGGCUCAAACGAGUGACUUAUAUUUCCCGAAUUGGAUAUAUGAGCAUCUGGAGCAAGGAUUAGAUUUCAGUCUUGAAGGCAUCAGAGAUGAGGAGGAUAAAGAAAUGGCAAUGAAGAUGAUAUUGGUUAGUUUGUGGUGCAUCCAAACAAAUCCAGCAGACCGCCCUUCCAUAAGAAGAGUGGUGGAGAUGUUGGAGGGAAGCAUUGCCUCCUUGCAGAUUCCACCCAAACCGGUUUUCUGUCCUCCAACCGAGUUCCCUCAGCUGUUCUCUACAUCAUCAUCAGUUACCACAGAAAUUUGAUGCAAGAAAGGGUCCAUAAUGUAUCAAAUGAGGAUUUUAAGUUUGGGAUCUUAUGACAUAA